UGCCUGCAGUCUUUGCAGCCACUGUUUUCGCCUCCUCCUCCUCCUCCUCUUGCCUCUGUCUAUCUGUCCAGUCCGGGAAUGUUGACCACCGUGGCCUGAUCCAGCGCUGUCGAGUGUCCCUUCAUCUCAACACUACCACUCCGGGUUGUGUCUCUGGUCGUAGUCUGCCUGAGCUGAUCUGGCUGUAAAGGUACUUUGCCCUGUCCAUCUUCUAUCACACCUGAUCCAACCGAACAAGUUGUACAAAAGAGCUGAGAUACACCAAGCAUGGCUGUGGCCGGAUGUCCGGAUUAUUUCCUGCAUCAUCCAAAUUAUCAGCAGGACAAUAUAGACCGGUCCUCCAAUCACAGACAAGCUGACCUCAUUGGUCCGAGCUUCCAGCAGUCAACCAAUCGGAAUUCUCCUAGCCAUCAAGAGGAUGACGUCGAUUUAGAGGCCCUGGUGAAUGAUAUGAACUCUUCGCUGGAGAGCCUGUACUCCACCUGCAGUGGUCAGCAGACAGAGUCCACCCCACUACUGCACAACGGACAGACCUCUUCCUCACACCAACACCACCACCACCACCACCACCACCUUCAUCAUCAUACACAACACAUCCAGCCGCGGCAGGGUCAGCACUUGCACGCGCUAAGCCACGUCUCCCCGGAGCCUCCCUCCUCCUCCUUGUCCACUGACUCACCCCAAACAAGCCUCCGACGGUCACAACCCAUGCACAUCCUCGCUGUCAGGAGGCUGCAGGAGGAGGAGCAGCAGCUGAGGACAUCAUCUCUCCCGGCCAUCCCGAACCCCUUUCCUGAGCUCUGCAGUCCAGCAAGCUCACCUGUCCUCAGUCCUGGGUCCCUACCUCCUGGAGAACCCUCCACUGGCAAAUAUAUUGUGAAGAUCUUCAGUGAAGACGGCAUGGGUAAAGUGGUGGAGAUUCCAGCCGACAUGACGGCCAGGGACCUUUGCCAGCUCCUGGUGUAUAAAAGCCAUUGUGUGGACGACAACAGUUGGGCACUUGUUGAGCACCACCCGCUGCUAGGGCUAGAGCGCUGUCUAGAAGACCAUGAGUUGGUGGUUCAGGUCCAGGCUUCUAUGAACAGCGACAGUAGAUUCCUCUUCAGAAAGAACUAUGCCAAAUAUGAAUUCUUCAGAAACCCUCUGACAUUUUUCCCAGAGCACAUGGUUGCAUGGUGCCAGGAAACCAAUCGUAUGAUUCCACCAUCUCAGCUCCUGCAGAACUUUCUAGCGACCAGUAGUUGUCCAGAAAUCCAGGGUUAUCUGUACGUGAAGGAGGUGGGAAGAAAGUCAUGGAAGAAAGUUUACAUGUUCCUGCGGCGCUCAGGACUCUACUGUUCUACAAAAGGAACUUCAAAGGAGCCAAGACAUCUACAGUUAUUAGCAGACCUAGAAGACAGUAACAUCUUCACUGUCAUCACAGGCAAAAAGCAGCACGGUGCACCCACAGACUUCGAGUUCUGUAUCAAGCCCAAUAAAGGUCGAGGGGAGCUGAAGGAGUUGAGGAUCCUGUGUGCUGAUGACGAACAGGGCAGGACCUGUUGGAUAACUGCCUUCAGACUCUUUAAGUAUGGGAUUGUAUUGUACCAGAAUUAUAAGAUUCCCCAACAAAGAAAAACCUUGCUCUCACACUUCUCAGCACCUGUGCGAAGUGUGUCAGAGAACUCCCUUGUGGCAAUGGACUUCUCAGGGAGGAUAGGCAGGGUGAUUGACAACCCUGUGGAGGCUCAGAGCGCUGCCAUGGAGGAGGGGCAUGCGUGGAGGAAGAGGAGUCAACGAAUGAACAUAUUAGGCUCCCACAGUCCAUUACAUCACUCCUCACUAAGUUCAGUCAUCCACAUAGCUCAGUUGUGGUUCCAUGGCAGGAUAACCAGAGAAGAAUCCCAUCGCAUUAUCCACCAGCAGGGACAAGUAGAUGGGUUGUUUCUGCUGAGAGUCAGUCAGAGUAACCCCAAGGCAUUUGUGCUCACAUUGUGCCAUCACCAGAAAAUCAAACAUUUCCAGAUUCUACCGUGUGAAGAGGACGGCCAAGUCUUCUUCAGCCUUGAUGACGGCGCCACCAAAUUCACUGACCUGAUUCAGCUGGUGGAGUUCUACCAGCUCAACAGAGGAGUGCUGCCUUGUAAACUCAGACACCCAUGCACCGUUGUGGCCUUAUGACAUCUGCGGAUCAUCUGACCCAUGAUCCCUAUCACUUGACCUCCCUUGACUCUGCCUAAAACAAACAAAACAAAAAGAAUCUUUCAUUUGGUUUGGUUCUUUAUGUUUUUUAUCCUGAUAAGAAGCUGGUGAAUUGACUGAUGUUUCGUUGUUGUCGUUUUAUAUUGUCGAGAGUCCACCGGAGAUUGACGACCUGUUGGAUACCUUUUGGUUUGCAUGGAUGUUGAGGAGUCGGAUACACAAUUUGCUUGCAAAAUCACUGUGUGAAGAAGAGAAAAGACAAAGGAAAUGAACACUGCCGUUUGUGUCAAUGCUGUCGCAAAAUCUUCCACAAUCUUGCUACCAGUAGUCAUCAAUAAGCUUGGAACCAGUGACUUUCAAGGUUUUCUCUUCCAGCUCAAGUGUAGACUGUAUAUCCCUUCAACUGGACAAUCAGCAGGACAAUUCAAGCUUUCAUGUGGACCACUCUGCUCCCUGAGAACAAAUUUUCAUCACUCAUCCUCAGUGAAUAUACUGUAGGUGGAGAGGUGAUUGGCUCUUAGUUUUGCACUCAUCGAACUGGGAGUGGCCUUUGAGGGUGCAUGACUUCCCCGCUGUUGCAUUACUUUUAACUGUGAGAUGGUGCCACCGCCCUCUAGUGUCAUAGGCAUGUAAGGACAUGUCAAAAUUUAACAUUUAUUUGAUAUAGAGGCACCAGAAAGAGUGUGGCCUCUAAAUUCUUUUGAGUGUUUGUCGGGACAAACUAGCCUGGAGUAAAUGGCCAAGGAAAAAUCUGGAAUUGUUGAAACAAAGUAUUUUUUUAUUUGUGGACAAUACAAAAACUGUGUCGUCCAUCCUCACUCAUGCUCAUCUCUGACCACACAGGGUUUCGUUUCUUUUGGACAUAUUCAUUGCAUUGCAUUUCAAUACUCUCUUUAUAAAUGUGUUUAAAGUCCACCUUCUGCAUCCUGGAUAUGUGUAACUCUUCAGUAUCCACAUAAGCUACAAAAAAGGUCAUCCUGUACUUGUCAUUCUAUUGCACACUCAAGUUUCCUAAAGUAAUUCCCAUGCAACUUCCACAUAAUGUAUAAUGGUGUCAUUCAGGGUGAAAUGAGUAAUAAAGCUAAACAAAUUAUUUAACCAGGUAGACAGUUUUGGUGAUUGUAAUGUUGAAAAGUGAAACCAGGUUACAGUUUGGAAAUGAGAAAGUGCAGCCUGUCCACUUUCUUAUACUGCAGGCAAAGGUAUAAGGCUAUCAGUUGCAUUAGAUUAAGCGAGACAAAUGAGAAUAUCAUUCAUUUGUCUGAUUGUCCUCACAACAGCGCAGGGAAGGAUAACCACUAGCAUUUCCUUCAGUACUUUUACCCAACUAGCUGUCAAAAAAUCACACUCUGUUACUCUUUGUCAAACCAAACUAGUUCAGCCCAAACAUAUAGCACAGCCUGUGGGGGAGACCCAUUCUGGUUCUGAAGCCUCUUCUCACAUACUGCAUGUUCCCUAAGUCAGUCAAGUGCUGUCAGAGUAUUAGACAUAAUCCUGUGCCCUUAAACAAAAAUAUGGUUAGGAAAAUAUGAAUUGACGUGCUCUUACUUUAUAUAUAAUAUACUAGACAUUAUUUGGAAUGUAAUGCAUAGAUUACAUUCCAGAUAAUAUGGCCUUUUCUACAUGGAAGUACUUGUGAGCAAACAUUACACAUAUACUCCCUACUGGACACUACACUGUCAAACGUUAGCUGCAAGUACACAAAUGUUAGCUCACCUUUUGCAGUAAUAAUUUACCCUAGCCUCCUGCUAUUCAUCCUUUCUGACUGUCAGUUUCUUAAGCUUAUUGUUGGAUAAAGUGAAAAUACCCUCUCUGCAGUGUGGUAGAAACUGGACAUGUUAGGACUGACUUCAAAAAUAUUACAGGGCUGUUUUUCAUUAUUUUAAUCCAUGUCUGUUUAUUUGAGUUUGCAAUCUGGUACAUGAUGUGUUUUCGAGUGACAAUUACGAGAUCACCAGACAGACAACAAUGGGCGACAAACUCUUAUUGAGUUCGUUUGAGGGCACUGGCUAUGCCGACCUGUAAUCUUAACCCAUAUACAUUCAGUGAAAAUCGAUUGUUGUCCUAGCACCCACCAAGGUCAAGUCAAACCCAAAAAAGUCAAUUUAAUGGAUUUCCAUUUGCAUUUUGGCCAAGUUUACGAUUGACUUCCUGUAAUUAACUAUAGUUUAGUGAAGGAAGAUUCCAACACAGUGCCUCUAGAUAACCCGGAUCAAAUUUCUUUUUGUCAUAGAUAGAAAUACAUUAUUUUGCACUGAUCGAUCACGUCUGGCAGAAUGGAACAAAAUGGAUUACACAUGAUGAAGGGCAAAUCCUAGGUAAAUUGGUUGGGAUUCUGUUGAUAUUUAAAUUCAGCCUUGUUUGUUACUUCGCUCAAGUCCAUCCUAGUGAUUUUGGUUCAGAAUAAUCCUCUCUGAGAUAGUCCCACUACAAACAGCUAUUUGUUAUCUCGUAACUAAGCCUGAUGAUUUCUUAAAAACUCAUGUUUGAAAGUUUUAUUUAGUCCAAGCUUUGACCGUAGCUCUGUUUAGGCCACAAUCCAGCAGAUAAUUAGAGAACUAUUUGUACUUACCUGUAAUAAUGCAGCAUCAACAGCCAUCUUUUAUUUACAUGCAGGUUGUCUUAAGGUAUAUUGAUCAAAUGAGAUGCAGAAUAGCCACGCUAUAUCAACACACUGUGCAUGGUCACCAUUAUUUAUCUAAGAUGCAAUGAUGAAUCAUUUUUUAAAGUAUUGUUUCAGCAAAAUGUAUUUAUUUAUCUGGAUGUGACUGAUUACUUGAAAAUUUUAGAUUUCUUUUUCUGAGCGCUGUUCUGUACUGUUUUCUUUUGUAAUUACCAUGAAAUAAUUGACCAGUGUGAUUUAUUAUUAUUAUAAUUAUUAUUAUUAUUUUAAUGAUAUAGCAUCUAUUGAUGUAUUUUGUUUUCCCUUUUUUUCGGUUUGAUUAUUCAAAAACUAUUUUCGUCAUCAUCAGCACUCAUGAAGUGAUGUUUUAAAGCACACUGGCAUCUGUAGUGUCAACGUUGUCAUUCCACAUGAUGGAUGUUGUGAAAUCAAAAACAAAAAAAUUACCUGAGUUUCCCAAAACAUUAACUUUUUUUAAAGUAUUUUUAUUCUUAUUAAUUACGUUGUUUUUCCCAGAUCUCUAAAAAGAUCCUAUUUUAAGAAUUCCAGCCAUUUUAUGUUAAGAAGCCUAAAGUUUUUGAAAUCAUCACUUUUUUGUGAUGAGUUAAGUAAGAGAAAACAUACAUAAAUUAAAAAACUAAUUCAAACCACAAUGUUUUGGGAAACUGGGUCAAGUAAGCCUCAAUAUUCUCAUAAUUCACUGUUUCAAUGCCUUGCUGUGAAUAGAGAAUUGUAGACAUUUAGAUGUAGGACACAACUUUACAGUCAAGUUACCCUCGCCCCCCCCCCCCCCCCCCCCCCACCGCACACAAGCAUACACAUACAUGCAUACAUUCAUACAUACAGGCACAGUAAGCUCCUCUAUAUUAUUUUACCCGUAAAACUGCAAAAUGGGAUGUUGUAUUCCAUUUAAUUCAAACCAUACCAGAGAAACAAUCAGCAGAUUGAAGAUUAUUUAAUACGUAGAUUUUUUCAUUUGCAUGAAUGUUGAGUGAGUUGAAUGAGUUUAUAAUGUAGGGAUUCCGUCACUGACAUUCGAUAUGUGGAUAUUUGGAGGAAUAUGGAGAAUACAUAAAUACAUCUAGUACUUGCUGGAAGUCAUCUUAAGCUAUUGAAAUGUCACUGAAUUGUUGAUACUAGCUGUUUCUGAGUACUAAUCUAAAAGUCCCCAGAGAGUGGGUCAAUCCCUCUGCACUCCCCUUGUUACCUUUUUUAAUGACUGAAGUGAAUGGUAGCAGAGGUAAACAAGUGAGGGAAAGAACAGGUACCCUUGUAAAAUUGAGUUCAUACUUACAUAAAAACUGCCACAUGCACAGGAUGUUACUAGGCAGUGGGUUGAUUUGUUGAAAUGCAAAAGACAGAGGGUAUAUUCAAUUAAUGAACACAUGAAAAAUAAAUUGGUGGAUUUGGAUAUCCACAUUUUUACGCUUAACAGAAAUGAAUGUAACCGGGUUGCUCAGGGUUGACUUGGAGCAUGUUAAAAACUACUGGUCCAUCAGAGCUUCAGGACUUUCACGUACUGGAUGAUGAUGGAUACAAGAAUAUUUUGGCUUCAUUAAGCUGAGAGUUAUAACAACAGACUUUUCUCCAUUAUGUUCACCAAUUUGCUAGUUGUGAAUACUUGAAAAAUAUUGUUGCAGCAAAAUUAAGUAGAUUCAGUAUUAUUUAAAGAGUGCAGUUAAGUAAAUCAUGUUGUCAGUUCUAUUGUUUAAACUGUUUGUUUAGAAGAAGAAGAAAAAAAGCCUAAAACACUUGCUUGGCUACCUAAACUGAUUUGAAGCCCCAUCACCAACAAUUUCAUCUAAUCAACUCCACUAAUCACCUACAGCAAUAACAGCCAACCAAUAUAUGAAACACAUAAAUUAGCAAAUUAGAAAAAAUCAUAAUCCAAUUUGAAUUGUCAUAUUAUGCUGUG
This is a messenger RNA of Scomber japonicus (chub mackerel), 6719 nucleotides long. It is a transcript of the gene grb10b, whose product is annotated as growth factor receptor-bound protein 10b. Gene Ontology annotation, biological process: negative regulation of insulin receptor signaling pathway; insulin receptor signaling pathway; negative regulation of Wnt signaling pathway. The transcript has 17 exons. The coding region runs from base 268 to 2160 and encodes 630 amino acids. Lineage: Eukaryota; Metazoa; Chordata; Actinopteri; Scombriformes; Scombridae. Gene Ontology annotation, molecular function: insulin receptor binding. The record is from RefSeq and is a predicted model, not a curated record.